This is a messenger RNA of Callorhinus ursinus (northern fur seal), 1466 nucleotides long. Lineage: Eukaryota; Metazoa; Chordata; Mammalia; Carnivora; Otariidae. The record is from RefSeq and is a predicted model, not a curated record.
CUGAAACUGAACUUUGGGAGAGGGAGUGUGGGGAUGAGAGUGUGCUUUAUUAUAAAAAAGAGAAAGGGAAGUAUUAGAGAUUCUAAUUAAUAUCUCCAAAGUGAAGAAGAGAAAAAAAAAAAAAGAGGACCUGUGAUAAUUGCCUAUGAUAAUUAAUUUCUUGGGAAACCAUAUUAUUGAGUGGAAAUUUCAAAGUAUUAAAUCUUGGAGAAAUGGCUUUCAUUCAUUUGGAUGUCAGAUGCCUCUAUACCCUGAUUAUUUGCACAACAUUUGGCUCUAUGCCUUCAAAUGCUGAGAUAAAAGUUAAUCCUCCUCAGGAUUUUGAGAUAGUGGACCCUGGAUAUUUAGGUUAUCUCUCUUUGCAAUGGCAACCUCCACUGUUUCUGGAUAAUUUUAAGGAAUGCACAAUAGAAUAUGAAUUAAAAUACCGAAACAUUGAUAGCAAACACUGGAAGACCAUCAUUACCAAGAAUCUACAUUACAAAGACGGGUUUGAUCUUAACAAAGGUAUUGAAGCAAAGAUACACACACUUCUGCCAGCGCAAUGCACCAAUGGAUCAGAAGUUCGAAGUUCAUGGUCAGAAACUACUUAUUGGACAUCACCACGAGGAAAUCUGGAAACUAAAAUUCAGGAUAUGGACUGUGUAUAUUACAACUGGCAAUAUUUACUCUGCUCUUGGAAAUCUGGCAUGGGUGUCCAUUUUGAUACCAAUUACCAAUUGUUUUACUGGUAUGAGGGCUUGAACCAUGCAAUACAGUGCACUGAUUACAUCAAUGUUAAUGGAAAAAAUAUGGGAUGCAGGUUUCCCUAUUUGGAGUCAUCAGACUAUAAAGAUUUCUAUAUCUGUGUUAAUGGAUCAUCAGAAUCCCAUCCUAUCAGACCCAGCUAUUUUAUUUUUCAGCUUCAAAAUAUAGUUAAACCUUUGCCACCAGACUACCUUAGUCUUACUGUAAAGAAUUCAGAGGAAAUUAACCUGAAAUGGAGCAUGCCUAAAGGACCCAUUCCAGCAAAGUGUUUCAUUUAUGAAAUUGAAUUCAUAGAAGAUGAUACUACCUGGGUGACUACCACAGUUGAAAAUGAGAUACAAAUCACAAGAACAUCAAAUGAAAGCCAAAAAUUAUGCUUUUUGGUAAGAAGUAAAGUAAAUAUGUAUUGCUCAGAUGAUGGAAUCUGGAGUGAGUGGAGUGAUGAACAGUGCUGGAAAGGUGACAUAUGGAAGGAAACCUUAGUAUUUUUCUUGAUACCAUUUGCUUUUGUCUCAUUAUUUGUUUUGGUAAUAACUUGUCUGCUUUUGUAUAAGCAAAGGGCUUUGCUGAAAAUGAUCUUUCAUACAAAAAAAGAAGUCUUUUCUCAUCAAGAGACAUUCUGUUGACUCAUUAACUUUCAGUCUUAUGGCCAAAUAUUAAAUAUGAGUCUUAUUAAACUGAAGCUUUUCUCCAAAUAUUGAAUAAAUCUUAUUUUAAAA